UGAAGAUGAUAUUCUUUUUUCUAUAUGAGAACAUUGUUAAAGCUGUUAGACAUUGUUAAAAUUUUUUUAAUAUUAUAUUUUUAUUCAAGUCAAUUAGGACUUAAAUUUUUCUUAAUUAUGAAAAACUUUAAUUCUGACUAAGAUGCUUGCAAAUGGCUGGUACCACGCGCGUUGAGAAAUUGUUCUACAUUACACAGACUUUGCCAAGCGACAACCAAGGCCAAUCGUCGGAGAAGAUUUCUAACUUUGGAAUAGUUGACGCCGUACUUUAUUAUCCGAAAAAAGUUGUUGCUUCUACUUUAUAAGAGAAUAAUAAUUCGCUUGUAUGUUGUUUUGUGAAAUAAAGUUUUAUCGCAGUUUUAUGUCUACCGCUGAAACGCAUAGAUUUUAAUAAAGCGGCUAGACAUUAAUGCCAUUCUUGUUCACGUACCUUUUUCAAGUAUACGACCUGCUAUUGGCAGCACGGAGAGUUCUCAUCACCCGAAGACUGCACAAUCCGUUUCAAUUUUUCUAAUAGAUCUCUAGUUACGUAGAUUCUCGUAAGCAAUAAGAAUCACACGUAGCGAUUUUAUAUUCAAAUUUUAGACAGCAUUUUCGUUAAAAUAACACAUGUGCUUCUGCGUCACCGUAGCCCGCGCGACGGAAGCGUUGCUGAAUAUAGGUUCGUCACGAAGAUGCCCCGCAAUUUUCAAAGUUUCAGGUUUUUACGCGACGACCCCGCAACUGGAUCUGAACUUCGUGUUGCAAUCCUGCAAGGGCUUCGAGACCGAUAGCAGCAAUAGGGAUUUUGGCCAGGACAGCUCGUCCUCCAUGUCGAGGUCGAUGACGAAUUAUUUCUCUCAUGGUCGCGUGAGAAAUACCUAUCAAUCGAAGGUCACGUUCACCGACAACAAACCUUUCGGUUGUCCGAAGUGCGGCCGCUGCUUCACUGUCAAGGGCAAUAUGACCAGGCAUUACAAGUACGAGUGCGGACAGGCGCCACGCUUCCAGUGCCCCUAUUGCGAGUUCCGCAGCAAGCAGACGUCCAACGUGAUGUCUCACAUUAGGACCAGGCAUCCCGGUCAGAAAGUCUACGUGGUGCACCUCAAAUAUGAGGACAAAUAAAGGAAAAGGACAACCGUAGACAUUGCAAUCUCGCGUGACGACAGUGAUUUUCUUGAUUUGAAACGUGCAGGGAACCGCACUCGUGUGAAAAGAACGAAUUGUUUGGGAAAUUUGAAAAAUUUUCACCGCGGACAAGUCUUAUAUGAUCACACUUCUCGCGCAAUCAUCAUUCAAACGUCUAGUACGAUUGUGUGUCCAAUCCGAUGUAUCAACAUUUGUUGAGAUAGACCGGGCAUGUGAAUUAUUGCUCACAUCUCUACGCGACAAGAUGUCUCAUGAACGUCCUUAGUUAUUAAGAGUUUCACGAGCGCGGUGCGGUUCCUACGUCAUUAAUCGGAUGAUAUUUAAUCUGGAUACCGCGUAAAUACCAAUUACGAUACUUGAUGCAAUAAUCGGAGGCAGGAACGCGAAUGUUCGUUAGCAGUUGCUUAGCCAUAUGAAAUACGACUUCGUCGUGAGGUCUGCUGUCGAUGCGUGAAACGGCGAAACCGUGUAAAAUUUGUAGCGGUUGAAAUAG
This is a messenger RNA of Cyphomyrmex costatus, 1621 nucleotides long. Its product is annotated as protein glass. Lineage: Eukaryota; Metazoa; Arthropoda; Insecta; Hymenoptera; Formicidae. Bases 610 to 1104 code for a protein of 164 amino acids. The transcript has 2 exons. The record is from RefSeq and is a predicted model, not a curated record.